AUGUCUUCGCACUCGCAGAGGGCGGCCUCGCUCGGCAGCAGCGGGGCUCAUGAGGAUCACUCCUUGCGUGGGUGCCACGGCACGGGCUGUCGUGGUUGCGUCGUCGAGGAUUUUCACGGCCGCCCUGCCUCCUGCCCCCUCUUGCCGUCCGUUGCACCCGAGCGUCCUCAUCCACUGUCGCACGGUGCCGACUCGUCGAGGAACCUGUCGUUUAACUUCGGCGAAGACGCGCGCUUCUCCGGAUCGGAACUCUACUCAUGCCGCGCCAUGGCAGCUCCCGCCGCAACGGGGAAGGGCGGUGCUAGCGCAGAUGCCCGUGCAGCACUCGCCGGCGGAUGUACAGCAGGUGCGGAGUGCCCUAGCAGAGGCGGUAGCAACGCUGCCAUGGCUAGUUUCGCGAGCGAACUCCACGUCACGCACAACGGCAUUGUGAUACCGCCCAUUCACGGAAUGCCAUGCCCCGGAGGACUGCCGUCCGAGAAACUGGCCGAGUACGCGAAGGUGAAGGACUGUCAAGCGCCGCAGCGGCUGCGGAUGCCGGCCAAGGGAGCCUUCUCCAACGUGACCAGUCUCGCCGUUCUUCGGCGGGUGCAGUCGCUGGUGAACGCACGCCAGGUAGAGCCGGCGGGGUGGAUGCCGAUCGACCCGUCGCCGAUGCGCGUCGGCGCUGUCAGCGACGGAGAUACAGCGGAGGAGGAGUCCGUGGCGCAGAUGCACCGGCGCGCCGCAGCAGCGGAUGGAAAAGAGCCAGAGGUGGGAAGGGCUGCGAGAGACGCUCGCGUCAGUGCCGCACACUCCCCCUCUCUGGCCCCCCAUGGGUUUUCCGAGGCGUUGUUGAUGCCAUCGGACGCGAUGACGGUUGCUGAGAAGUCGGAGGGCGAUGCGGCAGUGGUGGCGGCGACACACGCCAUGCAGCACGCUGAGGACCGAGGCGGCGCAAAGGAGAAAGGGACGCGCGUUCAGCACUUCAUGCCGGUGCAGCAACACCUGCGGCAGCAGCAGCAACAAUACCAUCACGAGGGCCGGACAACCCUAGCACACGCGCGGGCGCCGACGCGCUCUACAUUGUCCCCUGCACGCCCCUGUACUGAAGGUGACACCCAAGAUGACAGUGAUGACGAGCAGUCGCCCCACCGUCACCGCACGGCUGCGCCGAUCGCAUCCGCGCGCUACGGCGACUCGAUGCAAGAUAUCGCCCCGUGCGCGGUCCGAACCGCCGCCUUGGCACAGCGCUCCCCUACCUGCACACGCGCCUCCGGCAGGUCACAAGGCCCGCUGUCUGCCUAUCGUCCCGAUAGAGCCCCCGCACUCACCGCGGCGAUAGCCACGGCUAGCGCGGACCGCAAGCCCUCGUCACGAAUGCCGCGUGGCUUCGAGUUUUUUGUUGAGAAGGGACAGCAGCGCCGCGCUGAGGCUGAGCGCGCACAACACGCACGCGCAGCCGAGUCCGCCGGCGAGCUCUUGACUGCCGCCUCUGAGCAGCAUCACAGCAACGGCGACACUGCGCCCUCGACGGGCGACCGGGCUGCCACGCGGCUGCGCAUGAUGUCGGUUAUGCCGCUGCCACGCGGGUACGAGAUGUACGCGCGGCAAGGGCAGUCACGACGUGCCAAAGCCGAGCGCGAGGAGGAGGAGCGUCGUACCGACGACAUCGUCAACUGCACGCACCAUCCGCGGGUGAACCGCCAUGGAAUCGUGUCCGCUUCCUCCGCACGCAGCGCUCGCGCCCUACAGCGAUCCCCACACCCCCAGCUGCUCACAUCAGCGGCAGCAGAGGGGGACGGCGCACCGACUGUCGAGACGCUGCCUCUGUCGGUGUUUGAGCGCCUCACCAGGAAAGCCGAAGGACGCGAUCAGCGCCUGCUACAGCUCGAGGAGUGCUGCGCGCCAUCGCAUCAGUCGCGCUCCUUCAAGUCCGCUGCUGCAGCAGCGGCGGCGGCGGAGGGCUGCAGCAGCGGCGGUGGCUCCAUGAAAGGAGGCUCUGCCGCUGCCCACAAGCAUAGGGCGACCCAGCAAACGGGGGAAGGAGGUGCGCAGCGCCACAAGGGUCGUGGUGCUGGCCGCAACGUUUUCGAGGACCUCCACGCACAAGAACGCAAGGCUGCGCAGGCCGCUACUGCCGCAUCCGCAUCCCCGAGGAGCCUCGCUUCAAAGGUGUAUGGGAGGGGUGCAGCAUCUGGGCGCGCGUCGGCGAUGGCGCCCAACAAAACAGGGACGGGAUCGGCCGCAGCGAGCGAGGCGGCGGCAGAGGUGACGGUGCACAGGCGGUCGCAAGCAGAGAUUGAGCAGCACCUGGCACAUAUGAUGAGCCGCGAGGCGGAGCGCUGCGCCAAGUGGGAGAAGCACCUAGUGGCCCAAGCGGCCGAGGAGGAGCAGGCGAGGCAUGGGCACGUGGUGCUGAACCCAAAGACGGACGAGUUGGCGGAGCGGGCGCGGACGCGGCACCGCAUUCGCGAGGAGCGGGCAAAGCAGGAGCGUGAGCGCGAGGAGGUGCAGGAGGUGGCGGCAGUGGCAAAGAAGGUGCCUCAGCGCAGCGCAAGUCUACGCCGGGCACCUCGGUCUCCGAAGCCUGCCGAGGAAGGCGCGCAGGCAGCACACAAGGCUGUGGGGGGGACAGAGCCGACACCAACAGCAGCGACACCGGUCAGCUGCGCCGCCGCGGACGACCUCUACAAGCACCAGCUGCGCGCCAAGGAGCGCAAACAGCGCCACCUUGAGCAGGUGCGGCUGGAGUGUGCCGAGGAGGAGCUCAGCGAGUGCACGUUUCGCCCACGAAUCAACCAGGCGUCUGGGAAGAUGGCGCAGCGCCUUGUUGUGGAGUCCUUCCAGGACGGCUACGUGGACAACGUGCCCGAUAGAUUCGCGUCAGCCACGUCGCCAUGGGAGGAGGUGGUCGGCUCUGACGGGUGCGCUGGGAGCGUGCCGCAGCUCGCCGAGUACUGCGACGCUCACCGUGAUAGCCUGCUCGUCAGCUCGCGCAGCGGCAGCCUCUUUCGGGAGCUGAGCCAAGCAUCGGUACCGGCGCACUACGACGUGCCGAGCCUCUCGGAGAUGCCGCGCCCGCGGUCAGCGGGGCGCGGGUUCGACUCUUGUGCUGGGAUGGAUUAUGACGAUGAUCACAUCCACAGCAACACCGAGAGGUCCACCUACGGCGUGCCCUCCGUGGCGUCGCUGGGAAGGGAGGUAACGACGCUGCCACCUCAUUCGUCCGGCCCGCUGGUGGAGCAGCUCCGGAGCCUGGAAGAGAUGCUGCACGAGUGGAAGGAGAUCGAACGCGAGUGCUCGCCCAUUGUAAAGCAGCCUCGGAAGGCCGGCGUAGUCGAUUAG
Molecule: messenger RNA, 3327 nt
Organism: Leishmania major strain Friedlin
Lineage: Eukaryota; Euglenozoa; Kinetoplastea; Trypanosomatida; Trypanosomatidae
Exons: 1
Coding region: 1-3327 (1108 amino acids)
Source: RefSeq, a predicted model, not a curated record